AUGGGUGACUAUACUACUGACUCGGCUUCCACAGGAUGUUGCAAGCAGAUUGUUCUUUGUCUGUCGGCGCACUUUCUAGAGCAUCUUGAGAAAGCGUGCAAGGUUGCGAUGGUCCGCUGCCGACCCAUACAACCUCUCCAGGAGAACGACUGGGGAAUUACUGGUGCACAACUUGAAAAAUACAUCAUAAAGGACAUCGAGAAUGGAUUGAUUCCAACCCAUUUCCACUGUACUCUUGGGACGUCAUCAAUUGCCGCUGAUGAUCACUUAGAAUCCAUUUGGCCGGUUGCUAAAAAGUAUGACAUGUGGAUCCAUUGUGAUGCCUCGUAUUCUGGAAACGCUUGGGUUGACAAGAAGUAUCGGGAGAACGCGUGA
Cooperia oncophora is the source of this 375-nucleotide messenger RNA. Lineage: Eukaryota; Metazoa; Nematoda; Chromadorea; Rhabditida; Trichostrongylidae. The record is from the annotation of a GenBank genome assembly.